CCUUCCUAAGGAAGGAAGAAGGGGGCUGAUCUGAUUAACUGAACCAGCGACUUUGAAAUCCUCCAGGAAUAUCUGAGAGUUACUAUGGCCCUGGGCAUAUGCAAUACCUGUGCCUCCUGCCAUUGUCUGGAACUCCCUGCCGGUCCUACAGUCCUCCAUCAGCUUAAUGGAGGUGUGUGGAUUGCUCUCCACACUUUGUUGCCCGCCGGGACCCGGGAUUUCACAGUGCAGGGCACCCUUGAGUCCCAAGGAAGCAGCAGGGCAGGGACCAUCUAUAGCAACCACGAUGGGAGGAGGGAGGAGGUGGCCAGCAGGAGGAAGGCAGCAGGGCCUAUCCUGACGCAGCAGCAGCGGUGGAGGAGGCCCCUCCAGAUAUGCUGGGCGUCAGGAUCCAGCCCGUCCUCUGCCUCCUGCCUCCUCUGGCCUCGAUCCCUAGGAGGGUCCUCGGUUCCAGCCGCCCUCAGGCUCAAGCCAAGGGAGGUGCCCUCUGAGCUAGCUACGGAAGGAGGCGGGGACUGAAUCGUCUGAGGAGGAGAGGGAGGAACCGACGCUCCUCGAGCUGGUGGCUGCAGGCGCCCUGGGUUGCCGCCGUCUCCCUGGGCGGAGCUGCACCCGGAGCCCGGACUGUAUUGAGAGCGUGUGAAUGUCCGCGUGGACUAGGGCCGCGCGGGCCCCGCGCCUCCUACGGCUCGCUCCCGCGUGCUGCUGUGUAUGUUCGCUUCUUGUCACUGUGCGCCGAGAGGCAGGAGGACUAUGAAGAUGAUUCACUUUCGGAGCUCCAGCAUCAAAUCGCUCAACCAGGAGAUGAAAUGCACCAUUCGGCUGCUGGACGACUCGGAGGUUUCCUGCCAUAUCCAGAGGGAGACCAAAGGGCAGUUUCUUAUUGAACACAUCUGCAACUACUACAGCUUGCUGGAGAAGGACUACUUCGGAAUUCGCUAUGUGGACCCAGAGAAGCAAAGGCACUGGCUAGAACCAAACAAGUCCAUCUUCAAGCAAAUGAAAUCUCAUCCACCAUACACCAUGUGCUUUAGAGUGAAAUUCUACCCACAUGAACCCUUGAAGAUUAAAGAAGAGCUCACAAGAUAUCUUUUAUACUUGCAGAUUAAAAGAGACAUUUUUCAUGGCCGACUGUUGUGCUCCUUUUCUGAUGCUGCCUAUCUGGGUGCUUGUAUUGUUCAAGCUGAGUUCGGUGAUUAUUAUCCUGAUGAGCAUCCUGAGAAUUAUAUCAGUGAGUUUGAGAUUUUCCCCAAGCAGUCACAGAAGUUGGAAAGAAAAAUCAUGGAAAUUCAUAACAAUGAACUCAGAGGUCAGAGCCCAGCGAUUGCUGAAUUCAACCUACUCCUGAAAGCUCAUACAUUGGAGACUUACGGGGUAGAUCCUCACCCAUGCAAGGAUUCAAGAGGUGCUACAGCAUUUUUAGGAUUCACUGCUGCAGGGUUUGUGGUGUUCCAGGGAAAUAAGAGAAUCCAUUUGAGAAAAUGGCCAGAUGUCUGCAAAUUGAAGUUUGAAGGGAAGACAUUUUAUGUGAUUGGCACCCAGAAAGAGAAAAAUUCCGUCUUGGCAUUCCAUACUUCGACACCAGCUGCCUGCAAACACCUAUGGAAAUGUGGGGUAGAAAACCAAGCCUUUUAUAAGUAUGCCAAGUCAAGUCAGAUCAAGACUGUGUCGAGUAGCAAGAUAUUUUUUAAAGGAAGUAGAUUUCGAUAUAGUGGUAAAGUUGCCAAAGAGGUGGUGGAGGCAAGCUCCAAAAUCCAGAGGGAUCCUCCUGAGGUGCACAGAGUCAACAUUACUCAGAGUCGAAGCUCUCACUCCUUGAACAAACAGCUCAUCAUUAACAUGGAGCCCUUGCAGCCCCUGCUUCCUUCACCCAUUGAACAGGAAGAUGAAGUUCCUGUUCCUGAGGGUGUCCCAUUGCCUAAAGCAGAUGUUUCUGAGCCCCUGGUUGCCAGUUCACCAGUGAAGAGAGCUCGAUAUGCAGAUCCUCUAAGUGAAGAGGAAGAUAAAGUAAAAGAAGACCCCUUGACCAUCUCUGAACUAGUAUAUAAUCCCAGUGCCAGCCUGCUCCCUACCCCAGUGGAUGAUGAUGAAAUCAACAUGCUCUUUGACUGUCCAUCUAGGCUCGAAUUAGAAAGAGAAGAUACAGAUUCAUUUGAGGAACUGGAAGCAGAUGAAAAUGCCUUUUUGAUGGCUGAAGAGGAGGAGCUAAAGGAAGCUCGUCAAGCUUUGUCAUGGAGCUAUUCCAUCCUGACCGGCCAUGUCUGGGUCAACCCCCUGGUCAAGAGUUUCUCCAGGCUCCUUGUGGUGGGCCUGGGACUGCUGCUGUUUGUAUUUCCCCUGCUCCUCCUCCUUUUGGAGUCAGGUAUUGAUCUCUCCUUCUUAUGCGAAAUUCGUCAGACACCAGAGUUUGAGCAAUUUCACUAUGAAUAUUAUUGUCCCCUGAAGGAGUGGGUGGCUGGGAAGGUCAACAUCUUCCUCUACAUGCUGGGCUGUUCUUAGGUUCAUAUCUGAUGAGACUAAGGGCUAUCUUCAAUACUGGUGGUAUCAUUUUCAGUAGAUGCUAGGUUUUGAUUGGCCUUGAGUUGUCAAGAUGUGUUCUUUUCUCUUAACUGACUGCUCAAACCUUGAAAUUAGUUUUCUGUACUUCAUUGAAUUUAAGUUAAUUUAAAUCAAAUAUAAUUCUUUUAGUUAUCCUUCAGAAAGGCAGAAUUGAAGUAACCAAAAAAAAAAAAAAAACUUCUCCUUAUCAUACCAUAGCAUGUAGUACAUUGGAGUUAGGUAUUCCUGUUUCUUUAUUGUGAACUAUAAUGUUCAGAAUCAGAAUUUUAGUAAAAAUACAAAAAAAAUCUUUUUAAUAUAACCUUUGGUGAAAAUAAUAUCCUUUUACUGAUGCCUAUACAAAUAAGUUGAUGCUGAGUUUUUCUUUCAGUUUUUUUUAACAAAAAAAUAUUUUUAUGUGUUCUAACUAUUUUGGUAAAUUUUUAGCAAAAAAGCUUUCUGGAGUUAUUUAAGUACACAUAUUGUAAAACUAAUGCACAUGGAAUUUUUUAGUGUUUUGGCACCUGAUUUUUUUAAAGAUAUUUUUUGGCUAACUAAUCCCAUAAUUUAUUACCUGCAUAUGACUUUGAAAAACAAUAGUAAGAAACUAUAGUAAGUAUUCAAAACAGAUGAUUGAACUAGAAGAUGUGAGCAAGGAGAACACUGAGUUGACACUGUGGGGUCUGGUUUUCAAAGUUUUCAACAAGAUAAUCUUAUAAUUUCAUUUGCAUUUUGCCCAUAUGUUUGGGCUGGGGAAGCAGAGUGUUUUUAAAGGAAAUUGAAACUACUUGUAAUAGUAAAAUUGUAAAAGAUCCACUAGUUAAUUGUUUAUUGUUUACUAAUCUAUGUGAAAGCAGGAGGAGUUUGGCAAAUAGAAGGUAGCAAAGAAGAGUUCUGGUGAGACAGCUAGGCAAGAGGUGAUAAGCUUAUGGUUGCUUUUAUGGAAGUGAUGGGGAUACAUUUGGCCCUCAAUGUAAAGAGCUGUGCACUCAAUUUCUGAGUUCACAAAAUCAUGUUUAGUUAAUAAAAGUGGAGAAAUUUUAAGGUGAAUAUUUGGGAUCCCUCAUGCUUUUCAUUGUGAUUCUCUGGAUGAAAUUUUAAGGGUGUGUAUGUCUCUCUGUGUGUGUGUGCAUGUGUGUGUGUGUGUGUGUGUGUGUGUGUGUGUGUGUGUGUGUGUGUGUGUGUGUAAGAGAGAGAGAUAGACAGACAAAGACAGUGAGACAGACAGGGGGAAGAGACAUGGAGAGAGAGAGAGAGAGAGAGAGAGAGAGAGAGAGAGAGAGAGAGAGAGAGAGAGAGAAAGAGAGAGAGGUUUCCUUUAUGGGUUUCUUUAAGUUCUGAACUCUUGUAAUUGAGGCUUCCAUUGAAAUAAUGAAGAUGAUACACCAUUUCUGUUUGGGUGAAGUAGACAAUGGAAGAGAAUAACAGACAAAGGAAAUGAUAAAUCCUGUAGUACAUUCCUUCAUAUCAGUGAACCCAAGAUAGAAAACAUCUGGUGCUUUCCAUUGCUGGUCACUUACCAACACUGUAUAAGGAGUAAGAAUCAAAAGAGUAUGGAGAUUUUUACCUAUGUUGAAAAGAUUCCAUUGCCUUUGGUUAUGAAGAGAUUGGACACACAAAUUGAAUACUACAGCCAUGCUUAUUUAGUGCAGCUCUGAGUGUUUUAUUAGAUGAUUAUUUUGAAAGUGAACUUUGAAAGUCAGCUCUCGGGACUUUGAGUUGAAUGCAUUAUAAUAUAUACUUGCUAUUGUAUCCAUAAUUUAUACAGAUAUAGAAAUAUAUUUUCUAUACCUGGAACUCUAAGCCUUUUUUCUAAGUUUGCUAUUGAUCAGCAUUUUGAUAGAAGUUUUAAUUUUUCUCUUUUUCUCUCAUAUAACUUGGAACUCAUACUCUCUGGCAUAGGGAAAUUCCAGUGCAGUUGGUAAAAAAAAUUGCCACACUUUUACUUGUGCUUCCUAUUUUCUUUGAAGUGCUGACCAAGAUAACUCAUCUGGGCUUCUUUUAAAAAUAAUGUUUAAGUUAAAUAAUAUUUUUUUUUUGGUUUUUCGAGACAGGGUUUCUCUGUGUAGCUUUUGCACACCUUUAAUCCCAGCACUUGGGAGCCAGAGCCAGGCAGAUCUCUGUGAGUUCAAGGCCAGCCUGGGCUACCGAGUGAGUUCCAGGAAAGGCGCAAAAGUUAAAUAAUAUUUUUAAAUUAUGGAGAUAGCAUGUUUAUAUUAUAAAAUAUGAAAAGAAAAUAAGACAGAUAUAACAUGUAAUACAUGCAUGCAGAUUUGUAAUGAGGAACAAGAUGCAGAUAGUUUUAACAUUUACAGCCUGCAUCACCCUUCUCUUGAGGAACAGUUCAUUGUGGAUUAGAAAUACUUUUAGGGAAAGACAGAAUAGGGACCGCUAAAUUAAUACAAUAAUGAUAAAGCCUAACACUGGGAUCCUAUAAUGUCAUUUAUUUGGUAUAGAAUUAAAGCCUUUAAGAAAUAUCCAUUUAUUGUUAAAAAGAUUUCAUCAGAUGUUUGAAUCAAAUGAAGAAGGGAUUCUUCAAAGGAUAGCCAGUAUAUAAAAUAGAUUGAGAGUUCAAAGCAAGUACAUUUGCAUUUGAGUAUUCUAUUCCAUUGGUAUAUGUGUAUUUAUAAAAGAUAUGUAUGUAUGUGUUUGUAUAGAUAUAGCCCACAUGCCUUUCAUACAUACUUACUUGUGCUAAUUUUGCCCCCGUGAGGAAUUUGUGGAAUAAUUUUGUUCCUUUCUCUCUCAGACAUUGUGAUAUCGUGAUAUAUAGAGCCUUAAGUGCUUAAUUAUUUCAUGAAAAUACUUUGUGUACAUUUGUGAAUUUGUACACACACACAGAGAGAGAGCAAGUAAAUGUACACACAAUUGUCUUUAGUGCUAAUAUGAGCUCUAUAAUGAGAAUGAUGUAGGUAAAGGAUCACAUAUUUCUGAGCUUGGAACAUGAUGUGUAUUAUGUAUUUACAGUAUAUUUUGUAGUUUGUCUAAUAUUUAUGAACAUAACUCUGGGAAGAAUUUACAAUGAGUUAAUUUCAUUGAAGUAACAAGAGAUAUGGGGGCCAUAUUACUGUUAUUGAAGAUGUAUCUUUGUAUAGUGGAAUUAGCAUUUCUUUGUCAACAUCCAGAAUGUUUGUCUGUUAAUAUGGUGGCAGGAAUCACUAAUAAAAUAAUCUGGGGUAAAAUA
This is a messenger RNA of Peromyscus californicus insignis, 5722 nucleotides long. It is a transcript of the gene Frmd3, whose product is annotated as FERM domain containing 3. Gene Ontology annotation, molecular function: cytoskeletal protein binding. Gene Ontology annotation, cellular component: cytoskeleton. The coding region runs from base 712 to 2499 and encodes 595 amino acids. NCBI's taxonomy places the organism in Eukaryota, Metazoa, Chordata, Mammalia, Rodentia, Cricetidae. The transcript has 14 exons. The record is from RefSeq and is a predicted model, not a curated record.